AUGGACUCUGCAGACGGCAAUCCCAAUGCACAGGACGUCCCAGACGUCCAACACGCGCCCCUCGGGUGCUUAACGGAUUCCUGCCUCCUAUUCGCGGAAGUCAAGACAUUGACGGUGAAGUGCUAUCAGCCAGCCUUCUGGCUGAACGUGCAAGCGGUCCAGCUGAGACAGCUGGCCAUCUACUGCAACCGGAUCGGGAGGUAUGUUCUCUGGAGUUCUGAGAGCAGUCCAGACACUGCCCACUGCAGUGCAGAACUUGAUGGCUAUGUCUACGGCUGGAAGAUGGGUUCCUACAACCCCGUUGUUGGAUGCUGCUACUUUGAUGAGAAUGCGGCAACUUCAGGAAAGCGCUCCGUUGCUUUACCCGGAGGCGUCGCCACUGCCACCGGCUCCGAGACCGGAGUCCACUUCAUCGAGUGCAAGAACUGUGGGAGUAAGGCUCAUAAGGGGCCAGACUGCACUGCUGGGACGAAGCAAGGUGCACCACCGCCACCACCGGCGGAUGUGAAUCAGCAACAUAUCAAGAGUAUGUUGGCGGACGCAGCGAUGCAGUUCCCAUUGCAGGUGCCCCGAUCCCGCAAGCCGAUCCCGUACAAGGGUGUGUCGGGAAAUACGUGUCCUUAUGUGCAAGAGGACCAAGCAUUACGCCUCAUAUCCGAACUAGAAGAUCACAGACUUGAGUCCUUCAAGCAGCGGGUGCAGACAUUGGAGAGUCAGUUGGAGGUGUAUGAUCAACGGCCUGAUCCCACUCGGUCGUUGCAGCAUUUUGCUGCGACAGGGGACCGUAAGGAUCUGCUGUGUGCCUUGAUGACCCAACCCUACUUCAAGGAUGUGCCUGAGGACCUCGUUGCAACCCUCGCCGAAGGGAUUCCAGACUCGAGCCUUGAUUCAGGUAAGUCAAUCCUGAAAACCCUUCCCCUCAAGCGCGCUGCACGGCGUGGCCUGCUCAGCUCGGAUCGCUGGGUAGUUCACUUGUGCUCGGGACCUGAGACCUCUGGGGAUCCUAUCGCUAGUUGGUGUGACAAGAGUGGUAUGGCUUUCUUGAGGGUGGACCUAAGACAACGGGGUGGAAAGGGCUGGGACUUGCUUUGCACGGAUGGGGUGUGGAAGGUUCUUCUGUGGGCCGCUGCUCAUGGGAAGGUAUCUGUGCUGCUUUCUUCCCCACCUACGGUGAGGAAUGGAAAGAUCAGCCGGCUGCACCUGCAGGACAUGUUUCUCUGGUCUUUGGCAUCGGUAUCCCGAGGCCGAGGCAUCCCAUAUGUUGCGGAGGCGGUUGGGAUUCAAGAGGAGGUUUGUGAGAGCUUCCGACGCUGGUCUGGAAUGAAUCGGUUCCUUAUUAGCCAAGGGGCUUUGGGUGAUGAUUACGCACGCCCUACUGUGCUCACAACCAAUUUGGAUUUCAGCCACGUUGCGAGUCUCCCGUGUGCUGGAAGUUCGGUCCCGCCUCCCAAUGGUAGGAUCUGGAGUAAGGCACUUCGAGAAGAGUUGGUGAAGACCCUUUUGGGGACCCCUUCAGGCCCUGAUUGUGAGACCUUGGAUAGAGUGAUUGCGAAGGGGUUAGCAGAGCGCGGCCCAAGUGUAAUCAACAAUUCCGAUGGUUCAAUGAUGGUGUGCCCCUCGGCCUUGGCAGCUUCGGAGGCUGAGGCGCUUGCGCGUGCUUUUGAGGCUGAAAGCAUCAUUGAUUCAGACUCCGAAGGGGAACCUGAUGAAGCGGUGACGCUGGAUGAGCUAGGUGAUGGCACUUCCGGUGAAGGUGUUAAGCCUGAGUGUGUAAAGGGAGUUCAGGGUGGUGACUGUCCACCUGGGAAUGCGUCUCAGGAGGCAGGCAGGGACGAAGGUUGCAUCACAGGGAAAACAAUCCUGCGCUACGGACUUGUCGGUGCCUUUAGGGUACCCCGGUCUUUGAUCGAGGACUCAGAUAAGCCUCAUAAGCCGGAUGGAGUGAAGGACUUGUUCAGCAGCGAUAAUCCCGAAUUGCCCGAUGGCGAGAAUGAGCUGGCGGAAUAUGAGCCUUCAGAUCCGGGAGGGGAGCUGUUUCCAGAGCUGUUUGGUCCAGGCGUAGAGGCGAGUCAGCAGCAGGAGGAUUCAGAUCCAUUGCCCAAGGUGAGUGCAGCUUCGGCAGAGGAUGCUAAGUCCUCUGUUUGGGAUCCCGUUGACCUCCCUGAAGACAAGGAGGAAAUGGAACGCUUGAUCGAAGAGUUGAGUGCAAGAUACGCAGCGCCGCAUCGAUCCAUCCCAGAGGGACAUGUCUUGAUAACUGAGGCAGGCAACUUGGAGGAGGAAGCGCUGGAGGGAGAACCAACCGGUGAGGUGAUUGAUGAGUCCGGAGUUCCCGUAAGGUUCAUCAACCAGGCCUUGUUAUCACGGCAACACUCCCAUGACGUACAUCCUGACCCGUCGCCUGGAGUUUCUGCUGUAUCCUCAGCCACCUUGUCGUCUCCCGGUUUCGGACACCCAAACCGGGAUCUCCCAUCAUGGUCCGCAGUGAUGCUGAUGCGAGCUGGGGACGUAGGUGUACAUCGCGAUUGGCGGAAUGAGUGGAACACAGUUAAUGUUGCCAUGCAUGUUCCGGGUGAGGUCCAAUUAUGGGUUGAGCCGAGUGGGGACUCUCUGCCAAGGAGCGCCAACCCUCCCACUCCCACGUGGGAUCCAAGCGACACUCACACAUUGACCGAGGUUCCAUUCACCUUCGACCCGCGCCAGCAUCAUGCAGUCCGUAUGCAACCGAAUUGGCUGUUAGUCGGUUAUACUCCUUUGGGAACGCAGAAGUUAAACCCGAGGGAUGUCGCAUUUCUAGAAUCCUGUGAUUUUCCAUUGGCCUUCAGUGCAACUCAAGCACCACCUUCGCCCCAUAAGGACGUCAGGUAUCAAGUGAGAGCUCUGUCCUCGACCUCGGAGGAUACGUCCGAGUCCAGUAUCAGUUCCGAGGAGCUCCGGCAUCAGAUUGCAGUUGCAACGGUGCCCAAUGAUCAGCAGCUCCCUCCGGGUCAACUAGAGCCACUUGAAGCCGAUUUGCAACCAGAUGCAAGCACAGCGUUGGUGGGUUGGGAUUUUAGCACAGGGGAUCCAGGUGAUGUGCCGAUUCCAGGUUUGGUAAAUGUAGCACUGGCCGACUAUCUGCGGGUGCGUGGAGUCAGUGAUGCCUAUGGCCGUUUGUCAGCCCUUGGAGUAGAGUCUCCCAAUGAUCUGCAAUUCCUGCCUGAGGCUGAGGAGGAGGAGCUAGCAGCUCCAGAUCCCUUUGCGUUCCCUGAGAUGCCCGGUGUAGACCCAACGGACUAUCAAUACAUGAUGUACAUGCAGGCAUUGUGGGGGGAUGAAGAUUGGGUUCCAGGACCAGCCUCGUCGUCUUACGAGUUAGAUGAGCCCGCUGAACAGCUACAGUCUAGUGCCAUGGAGUUGAGCGUAGAGCUUCCGCAGGAACUACUCCAAAACCUCAGCGGACCGUUGGAGGUCGUGCAUACUGUUGCACCUUCAGAAGUGCGUCGUCAUUUAUCGAAGUGGCGAUCGGCAGCCCAAGCUGAGCUUGAGUCGUUUGAAAAGUUGGGCGUGAUUGAGAAGCGCUACGGUCCCGAAGCCAGGAGUGUCAUCCGUGAUUCGUCAAUCGAGGUCAUACCCGCCAAGGCAGUUUGUACCAUCAAACCUGGAGAGCCAUUUAAACGAAAAUUCCGUAUUGUGUCGUGUGGAAACUUCGCUUCGGCCACAGAUGAAGGGCAACUCUAUGCGGGUGGUGCUGGGGCGGAGAGCCUUCGCACACUCUUAGCACAUUCAAGUCGCCGCGGGAGGCGCUGCUUUGGACUUGAUGUGAAAUCUGCGUUCCUCCUCGCACCUAUUCCGGCGAAUGUGACAAGGCGAUAUGCGAUGCGCCCUCCACGGAUGCUGAUAGAGCUAGGCUUGUGCGCGGAGGACGAGCUUUGGAUAAUCCAUAGAGCAUUGUACGGAUUUCGUGAAAGUCCGAAGUGGUGGUCGAUCCACCGGGAUGAGUUCCUUAAGUCCGCCGUGUGGACUAGCCCUUAUGGCAUGGUCCGUUUGCAGCAGCUCGUCAGUGAGGGCAAUAUCUGGAGCAUGAGGCUUAGUGAUGGCUCUUGUGUGGGACACCUCCUGGUGUACGUUGACGACAUGCUACUGUUGACGGACUCCUGCGUUGCGGAAUCGUUUAUCACAUGGCUGCGACAGUCCUGGGAGUGCACUGGGCUGAAGGAAGCUACCUCUUCCGAGCCUCUUCGCUUUCUGGGUGUAGACAUAUAUGCCGAAGUUGAUAGUGAGGGAGAAGUGAUUGGUUAUAGCUUGGCACAAGAGGCUUAUAUUGAUGAGUUGUUGCGAAGCCACCAGGUGAAGCCGAGUUCGAGGGCUACAGCUCCUGUUCCACGUGAGUGGGUCAGGGAGGCCCCGGCGUGCGAGGACUUCUCUGAGGAGGAGUUGAGAGCUGGGCAACGAAUUACUGGUGAACUCCUGUGGCUCGCGCAGCGUACCCGUUUAGAUAUAGGCUACUGUGUUGCUUUGAUGUCGAGCUGGGUGUCUAGGUUUCCUCGGCAGGUAUCCAAGAUUGGAGCCCGCACUCUGGAAUAUCUUGCGAACACCAAAGAGCAUCGCCUAUUGCUUAUCCCGGGAAAGGCUGAUGGCAUUAGGAUCUAUACGGACGCCUCCUUCGCUCCGUUUGGAGCGCACUCUAUCAGCGGAAUAUUGUUGCAGUACGACGAGUGCACUGUAGCAUGGAAAUCAAAACGCCAGAGCCUGGUGACGUUGAGCACAGCAGAAUCAGAGCUGUGUGCAGGGUGUGAGGGCGUAACCCUUGCACAAUCCCUGGAAGCUUUGAUCAGUGAGCUCGAUGGAUCAACAGGACCCAAGAAGCUGUUGGUCGACAACACAGCUGCGGUGACGAUCGCAGAGGGUGGUGGCAGUGUUCGAACGAGGCACUUGCGGGUGAGGGCUGCGUUCCUUCAUGACAUGAGGGAGCGGCAAGAACUAGUCGUAACCCACUGCCCGGGCGAUGUGCAGCUGGCUGAUUGCUUGACCAAGGCUUUACUUAGGUUGCAACAGUCGCUGUAG
Molecule: messenger RNA, 5046 nt
Organism: Symbiodinium sp. CCMP2592
Lineage: Eukaryota; Dinophyceae; Suessiales; Symbiodiniaceae
Source: the annotation of a GenBank genome assembly